Messenger RNA from Plodia interpunctella (Indianmeal moth), 10872 nucleotides. RefSeq names its product enoki mushroom (gene enok). Gene Ontology annotation, biological process: nucleosome assembly; positive regulation of transcription by RNA polymerase II; negative regulation of DNA-templated transcription. Gene Ontology annotation, molecular function: transcription coregulator activity; DNA binding; histone acetyltransferase activity. Lineage: Eukaryota; Metazoa; Arthropoda; Insecta; Lepidoptera; Pyralidae. The coding region runs from base 631 to 8034 and encodes 2467 amino acids. The record is from RefSeq and is a predicted model, not a curated record. The transcript has 11 exons. Gene Ontology annotation, cellular component: MOZ/MORF histone acetyltransferase complex; chromatin; nucleosome.
UUUUUAACUAGGCAAGCAAUCUGAUUGAUAGCCAUUUUGAAGAGCCUUUUGUUGGUGUUUUGUGAAUGUUUUCAUGUAAAUUUUACAUUAAUUCAUGGAUAUGAAUGUAAUUAAAAUACCAAAAAAUGAUCUGGUAGAAUAAGUUAUGUUAAUCCAAUAGUUUAUGUCAUUGUGUUGUUUGUUUAGAGAAGUCUCAUUGUGAAAAAAAAAACCGGAAAGAAGUGUACCGUAUUUCUAUUUUUGUUUCUAAUUUAUCAAAAUUAACUGUAAAUACAAGAUUUCAAGUGAUCGUUAUAAAAUACAAGUGUAGUGGAGUACAAUCAAUGCUAACUAUUAUUUACGUCGCGUGUUUUGUACGUAAAAUUUUGAUCGCCACAAGAUGGCCGCCAUUGAAUGCCCGCUCCGCCAAAACUCGCUCGUAAGGCCCUAUGUGUCAUCCAUAGCGGAGCGCCUCGCGAGCAUGCUGUGAAGCCGGCGUCUCGCACUGCGGCCGAUUAUCCGGUCGCAUCUGGCGGGGUUCCAUUUCGUAAAAUGGAAUUUCGCUCGAGGCGCCAAAAUAUGAGGGGUGUUGACAUUACUCUGAUACCGUACCGUUACUCUGACGGCUGCACAAAAUAAUCAUUGACGAAGAUGAAUGAGCCGGAAGACGUCAGCAAAGAAGUGUGGAAGCGAUGGAUAUUAGACGCGAUACACAAGAUAAGGGCGCAGAAGCAGAGGCCGAGCGUGGAGCGUAUAUGUCACGCAAUCAGACAGCAUCACAACUAUCAUGAGGAUGUGGUAUCGGAACGACUGGAGCGGGCGGUGCGCGAAGGUGCGGUGUUGAAGGUGUACAAUAAGGGACAGAGUUCGUACAAGGAUCCGGGAGGGUUACAAAGCAAGACCUUGCGGAUCUCGCCGGACAUAGACGUUUCGCGGGCCGUAGCUAAGGCUGUGCGUGAGUUAGGGGAGCGUGACGGUUCUACGUUGAAAAGUAUUGAGAGACAUUUAAGACAAGCAUACCAAGUGAAUGUUGCCCCUGAGGUAGAUGUGAAGACUGUGUUGCGGGCGGCAGCCAAACGAGCAGUUGCUAGAGGGUUGCUUACACACACUGCCUUGACAUACAAGGCCACAGAGAGGCCAUUAACUUCUUCUUCAGAGAGACCUGUGAAGCAGAAACCCAAACAUAUACAGGAGCCUGAGGAGACGCAGAUCCAGGGCGGAGUGCCUGUGUGCACAGAGUGCCUCGGCACGGAUGUGCAUAACAGCACAGGCGAUGCGGAAGCUUUGAUCUGCUGCUACCUGUGCAAGUCGUAUGUGCAUCCUUCUUGCGUCGAUCUCUCUGACGUCCCUCCGACUGAAUUGAAGUGUACCCGGUGGUCGUGCGGGUCGUGUGCGGCGUGCGCAGCGUGCGGUGCGCGCGAGCGCUGGAGCGCGCGCUGCGCAAGCUGUGCGCUGCACGCACACCGCGCCUGCGUGCGCGCCGGCUGGCGCUGUGUGCACGACCACGCGCACAGAAGCAGCAUGGUGCGGACGCCGAAGGGCCGCGGGCGCGCGCGGCGCCCGGACUCCGACGACGAGCGCUCCGACGGUAAUGACUUCGGCCGCCAUCACCCGCCCGAACAGAGAAUGUCCAAAGAGAAACAAAAAUUUUUCAGAUUCUCCGCUUUCAACCUCGUCAAGCGACGCUGUCGCGAGUCCUCUAGCGAAUGGGAGGGCUGGGACUCCCGCGCCCGGUGGGGGGGCGUGCGCGUCACCAGAGUCCAACGACUCGAGUUGCGAUUGGAGAGACGACCCGACACGCCCAGUGAUGCUGACGAAUCGGAAGACUCCGAAUCGGAACCUCUGACAGUCCGUCCGGAAGCGAUAUUCCCCACCCCCGUAGUGCCUUCACACGUGUCCUCGGUCUUCGAACGCCUCGCCGCCGAUACCGGCCCCGACGGGACUUGGGGCUUCGCCGCCGAAGCGCAGAAGCAGCGGUGUAUACAACCCUCUCCAGUAAAAGAAGUGUCAGAUGUUAAAGAAACUCCUCCCGAAAGACACAGAGUUGCGCGGAGAAGAAGCAAAUGUGGAGAGAGAUUGCUGACGACUUUAUUCGAUGGCCUAUCGGAGUUUUAUUCUGUGAGGACUGCGUCUCGGUCGCAGUCUCGACACAGAGCGAGGAUAGAGCCAGAAGAAGACCGACAAGUAUUAAAAGAGACUAGGAGUACGUUUAAACGGUAUCAGGCGGCUUUGAGAAGGGACAGGAGUCCCAGUCGGGCCCGGAGCCAAUCGAGACUGAGAACCGUCCACUACGACAGCGACGAAACGCAAUACACCACCCGCGGCCGAUCGACGGUCAGAAAUUUAGAUCACAAACGCCAAUCUCGAGACAGCGACUUGGAAUACAAACCCGAAUACAAAAGGAGUCGAUCGAGAGCGAAAGAGUCGCCUCGAGGGCGGAGUAGAUCGCGCGCGAAAGAAAAACACCGCAGUCGAUCGAGCGCGAGAAAGACUGAACACUCGAGUCGUUCGCCCUUUACUGAAACGCAUCGCUCGAGAAGUCGAUCGCGGGUAGAGAGAGAUGACAGUAGACCGCGCGCGAUUUUGAAAACGGAAAGUCCGUGUCGGGAGUUAGAGCAGGAAGGAUUGAGACCGGAGAAUAGUGUAGUGUACUCGGUGUCGGCGCUGGUGCGGUGGUGCGCGCGCGGCAAGCAGUUCGAGCGCGCGGCCGCGCACAAGCUGGCGCGCGGCGUGCGCGGGCGCCCGGCCGACGCUCAGGACAACAAACGCCUGCCGGCGGGCGUGACGGCGUCCGACGCGGAGUUGUUCAACGCUGCACGGACGGCAGCCGGCGAGAAUGAUGUCGUAGCGGAGCCCGUAGCCGCUACGCCGGCCGCUACGCCGGCCGCUACGCCAGCCGCACCCGCUACGCCUUCAUCGAGUGCUACGCCGGCUGUGCUAGCGCCCGCGCCAAGAUGUCCCUCGGCGAUUGAAUUUGGACAGUGGGAGAUUGAAACUUGGUAUUCAAGUCCUUUCCCGCAGGAAUAUGCAAGGCUACCCAAGCUGUUUCUCUGCGAGUUUUGCCUGAAAUACGCUAAAAGUCGCGCUGUACUUUUACGGCAUCUCGACAAAUGUCUUUGGCGACAUCCGCCCGCCACGGAAAUAUACCGAUGCGGAGAUAUAUCUGUCUUCGAAGUGGACGGAAAUGCCAAUAAAAUUUACUGUCAAAACCUCUGCUUACUAGCGAAGUUGUUCCUGGACCAUAAAACUUUAUAUUACGAUGUUGAACCGUUCCUAUUCUACGUACUAACGAAGAAUGACAGCAAGGGAUGUCAUUUAGUUGGAUAUUUCUCCAAAGAGAAGCAUUGCCAGCAGAAGUACAACGUGUCGUGUAUAAUGACGAUGCCGCAGUACCAGAGGCAGGGCUUCGGGAGGUUUCUCAUCCAUUUUAGUUAUUUACUAUCAAAGGAAGAGGGUCAGCCUGGGACCCCAGAAAAACCUUUGUCGGACCUUGGAAGGGUCUCAUACCACGCUUAUUGGAAAUCUGUGAUUCUAGAGUUCCUUUAUGACCAUAAAGAUAAGCCAUUUACCUUUGAAGACAUUGCACAUAGCUCAGGAAUGCAUAUGAACGAUAUUGCAGUCACAUUUCAACUACUAGGAUUUGUUAGGUAUAUCCCAAAUAAUGAUACAAUGAAAUUAGGCCUCUGUGUUGACUGGAAUAAAGUCGAAAAUCACAUAAAGAAGUUAAGGAGCAAACCUCGGUUGGAAAUUGAUCCCGAGUGUCUAAGAUGGACGCCUCUUUUGGCGCCGACAGUGAAUCCUUUCAGAUCUCCAGACGAAGUCUCGGGCGAUCAAGAGACUGAAAAUGAAACUGAAGCCAAAACUGAAAGCGACGGAACCACAACCGAAACAGAAAUACCUGAUGUUAAAACUGAUGCAACAGUGAAAGAUGAAGUUAGUAAAGAAGAAAAAGAAUCGGUCGAAGUGACGUCAUCAGGUAGAAGACGUACAAGGCCUUUGAAAUAUAGUGAAACUACUUAUCAAACGACACCGACGGUUGAAGGAGGGCGAAAGAGGAAACGAGAUCUCAAUAGAAAGAUGUCAGAAUCUAACGCGGAGAACGAGGAUGACAAGAAAGGUGAAGAAACUCCAAGACAGAGAAGUAAAAGCGUGUCUAGACGAUCUUCUAAAGCCCAAAUUGAUGUUAAUGAUGACAACAAACAAGUCAACAGGCAAAGAAGCAGACGGCGAAGUGUUAAAGAACCUAAUUAUGUAUCUGACAGUCAAGACAGUCAAGAAGAUAGCAUAGACGCAAGCGUGAUAUCUACACCCGUGGCUAAUGUAACUAAAGGGAAACCCAAGAAGAAAAUGUCAUGGAGAGGCCGCCCGAAAAAACGUCAAAGGCCCAGCAAGAACCUUAGAACAAGUUCGCCAGAAGCCAAGAAGGCAAAGGUUGAUGAAAAAGAUGAAGCUAAUGCCUAUAAAACUGAUGAUUCGAUGGAAGACCAUGAUAAGACGGCCGAUACGCCCGUCGAAAGCAAAAAUUCACCAAAGAAAAUUACUGAAACAGCCGAAGAGAAACAUAAGGAUACCGAUGUUAGCUCAGAAGAUUCUUCAGGUGAAGCUGAUGAUGAAAUGGAUGUUGAGGAUAGAGAAAAGGAUACUGUUGCAAUGAAACCAGCUACUCCAAGACAUAUAGAGGAAAAUAGCACUGAUCAUCACACCAGUGACAUGGAGUUAGAUAGUAUACACAUGGAUUCGCCUAAGUCCAUAGCUGAGAAAGAGCAAGAUAUGGAAGAGGCGGCUAGAGAUAAAACUGAAAAAGACCAAACUACUGUUGAUAAUAGCACUGAGGCUCCUAAAGAACAUAAAGAAGAAAACAAUCCUAAAGAUGAUUCUGAAACACUGAGAACUCCAGAAAAUAGGAAUGGCGAAAUUAAAUCUCCAGGGAAAACUGCUCUUGAUGAUAAAGAUACUAUUGUUAUAUCUGAAUCAGAUGACAAUAACAGCCAAAGUUGUCCUCUACCUUCCCCAAAACAUAAUGCGAUAGCCCCUGUGGCACAGAAUAACGAAAAUAAACCAAAAGAAAUUGAAGAAAAUGAGAGUCCUUCUAAAGUUAUUCCAGUUGUGUCUACAGAAAAUGCACAUAUAGUUUUAGAUCCCAAAGUUCAAGAAGAAGUUAAUAUUAUAAAACCAACAGAAAACAAUUGUUUGCCAAAAAUACAGCCGAUAGAGACCAUAGUUGUGGAAGGAGAAUCGGAUACCUCUAUUACUUCAGCUGGCAUUUCUCCAAAAAAGAAUGAUCAAUCUGUUAUUAGCGAAUCUCCGAAGCAGAAAAAGUCUCCAGAAAAAAAUAAUACAGAUAUUAUUUGUGAACAGAAAAAGAAUGAAAUGAGAAAAGAAACUGUCAUACAACACCAAGCUGUUGACGAAAAUAAAAUGAGUGAUAAGAAGUCGCCUAAUAAAAUAGAAUCUAUCAUUCAGAGUUUGGAUCCUCAAAGAGAUAUUUCGUCCAAUAUAAAGAGGCCGGAUCCUCCUAAAAUUGAUUCUUACAUUGAAAUGGAAAAUAGACAUAAGAUUCAAUAUCCUAUGGCUAAUAAAGAGAGUGAUAUUCCCUUUCGCAAUGAUGUGAUGUCGCGGAAAGAUGAAAUAGUGAUAACUAGAAAUAUAAUCGAACAUAAUUUGCCGAAUUAUCAGAACCAGCCACUGGCGAAUUCUAUGACAAUACAGCAAAUAAACACAGCUCAACAUUCAUAUUUGAACCACAGAGCGAAUAUUACAAAGGAAUCUCAAGCCGUGCAAACUGACAAAGUUAUGAAAACGAAUGAACAUAGAGUUAUAAAUACUAUGACAGACACGCCAGUUAUCAGUAAAUCUACGACGAAACUAGAAGUGCCUCAUCCAAUUUCAUCCCCAGUUAUCAAUCCAGUGAUCCCUAAAGUUCCCAAUGUCACUGACAAUUAUUUACCGCGUUGUCAAAGCGCUAACCCAGCUAUCAAUAUAGGAAUGGAGAGGACAGAUUUAGAUUCUAACUUCUCAAAUAAUUUACAAAAUUCCAUGAGUAUGAACAUCGUGCAGAACUCUCAGGAGAAAAACGACCCCAAUCAAAAACCUAGAGAGAAAAGCAAAUUGAGGGAUGUAAGAGUGAAUUCGGCUCAUAGUAAGAUGGAGAAAACAGAGAAGAAGAAUAAUAAGGAUACGCCUCGAAGCACUCCGGAGCCGAAAAUGUUUUUUCCCGAACAGAACGCAAAUACGAGAAAGCCAGAGACGUCGGUCCCAAUAAACGUUAUCAACACGACUGUGGUUGCGAGCAAGGUCGAGGCCAAACCUACGAACGAGGCGCCGAAAAAACAGGAUUUUUUUAAGAAGGAGAAAUCUACUAACAAGUGUGAAUCAAAAAAUGCUUCAGUGAAACACGACAAGACUUGCGCGUCACAGUUGAAAGCGGUGGCGGACCAUCAGAACGAUCUGAACAAAAUGUUGCCUAAACUUAAAUACGACAACGAGUUAGUUCCAAAGGCCGAUUAUCCAAUGAAUCAGAUCCCCAACUACCAUACGACGCAUCCACAGUACCAAUGGGCUCCGUGGGGCGAUUUCAAGCAACUGCAGGGCGGUUGGGACCACAACAGACUAUUUGACAACAUGAAAAGCGAUAAAAACUAUUUGGAUAAAUACCAAGGGUUCAAUCUGCCGCAUUUGGAACAGAUGCAGAAGACGCCCCAGAAAUUGCAUCCCAAGUACGACCAAAAGGAUUUUCUUGCGUACGGGGCGCUCUCGAGUGGGAUUUACGCGACCGCGGGCCUGACGCAUUAUAAGGAAACCAAAGGUCCGCCGGUCAAAACGUCGGAAUGUUCGCAGAAGAGCGAAUGUAAGCCUUCCAAGCAGUCCAAAACGACCACAGCGUGUCAGACGCAGUGCGAGCCUAAGAAGACGACGGACGCGCAAAUAAAGCAGAUGAUGCAGCGCCAAGUGAACAAACAGCAGGAAGCGGUGACGAGCUGCGCCGAGUUCCGGCAGCAGCAGCCGAGUCCGCAGAUACUGACGUCUCCGGGCUGCAAGACGCCCUACAACCAAAACGGGCCUUGCGAGAAGGACAUCGAGAAGAAAUCUAGACAGAAAAAAGACGAGUCUCCGAAAGAGAGUAACAAGGAAGAGAUGUGCGAAGCGGUCAGUCCGGCGUUGCAGUCCAUGGGCGUGUACACCCCGGACUCCACCAGUAACUCCGUGCACUCGGUGCAGUAUCCCGCGUGUGAGCUGGACGUGAGCCAGCUGGGGCUGGAGUCGCCCACCAGCAUCGGCUCCGACCUGGCGUCGCCGUGCGGCAUGAUGCACAUGCACGCGGCCCCCAGUCCGCAGUAUCCGCACUCCUCGCUGCACAUACCCAACAUUAUGACCCAGCCCGCACAACCUAAGCAGCAGAAGAUCAACAACAGGAACAGGAGCACCCCCAGCAACAGCAACAACACGUCGGACAACAAGAACAUGCGCGGCGCGGCCACGCCUCCCGCGCGACACCGCGCCACGCCCCCGCAACACAACCACGGCGGCGGCGCGAUGCAGUCGGCAGGCGGCUACCAAGGCGGCUACCUGUCGUUCCAGCAGCAGCAGCAGUACUCCGGCGUGGGCUGGGCGGCGCCCAGCUGUUCGCUGGCCAAGCUGCAGCAGAUGGCCGACCAGCAGCCGCAUGCCUCCGCCCAGCACCAGUACGCGCAGCAGUCGACGCCGCCGCACUACCCGGGCAAGUACUACGCGCCGCCGCACAACCAGCUGGACUCGCCGCGCAAUCCCAGGAACGCCGCCAGCAACUUGAGCCCGAUGCAGCACAUGCAGAUGGGCGCGGCGCACGGAGGCUCCCGCAUGUCGCCCAACCUCAACACGCACAUCAUCAGCCAGUACGGGCUCAACGGCUACCGCAUGUCGGCGCAGCAGCAGUUCAACAACCUGCCCGUGCAGAUGAUGAACGUGCAGCAGUAUCCGGCCGCCGACCCGCGGGCGCAGCAGCCCAACGUCUACUACGGCUACAUCAACCCGCCGCCGCUCGCCAUGCAGACGCUGGACUCCUCCGUGCGCCGGUAGCCGCCGCCCACCGCCCGCCGCAAUCGACACGUAGCGCUAAAGGACAGCUGAAACGUGUGAACGGUGUCGACGAUAUUGGACUCAUUUUUCCCCAGUUUGAUACGGACCUUGUGGCUUAUAGUGUGUUUUUGAAUAACUUGUUCCGAGUCUCUAGGAUUGAUUUGGAAAUCCGAGUUGAGGCUGAGCAAAAACUAUGGUGUGAUCUAUAAAACGUGCGACAUCCUUAUAUCUGUAUAUUUUGUGCUAUUAAUUAGUGUUCGAAUGCUAUAGUGCGCGAGUGAUUAGUUUAGACGCUCAGGUGAAUUAUGAAAACAAAACUCGGACUCUGUUAUAUAAUACUCGCCUGCCAUUCCAUUACGUAUGAAGACCGCAAAAUAGUGAAAAGUAAACAUUUAAGUGAAAAAGACUGGACUUUGACAAAUUCAAGAUUUUGCGGCUUUAGCAUUGGAACUGACGUAACCCUGACCAAAAAACCGCCCCGGCCGGAAUGUAUAGUAAUUAAGGCAUAGUACAAAUAAUGUAAUGCUUUGUAAGUUAGUUGUAUAAUGUAUAUAUUGACCGUAACACCACUUGGGUUGCCUUACCUGUCGUGUGGCUCGUACUUCCUCUUAACUGGCAGCUGAUUGUAAGAUUUGCAUCUAAAUGCCUGUCAAAUGCCAGAAAGGUAAAAUCCAGUUGUAAAAUGAUAAAAAAAUGGUCUUCUGACUAGUUUAUUUACUAAAUCCUUUCCCAAUAUUAUUACUAUAUAUUCUGUAUGUUCAGUGAUAUGUUUUGCCUUAGAAUAGCAUCGUCUUUAUGUAUGCUGUUGUUAUUAACUACACCUAAAAUUCUGGCACUAAGAUGAACACUGACAUCACAUUCAUUACUAAUUUUGCAUUUCUGGCUUUUUGCAGAAGCUGUAUAAUUGUGUAUAUGACAUGACGCAAAUUGUAAUUAUAAUUCUUAUCCUGAGGAAAGCGCCUUGCUCUUGAAUAAAGUACAAAAUUGCAGAUAGAAUGUAUUUUAAUCUGUUUAUAAUAACGAUGACUACGUCAGUGAAAUGUAGCAUAAUUAUAUAGUGCAAUAAUGUAUGGACUCGCUAGAUUCGCACGCCACGAAGGUGUUUGCUUAGUGCAAGUUUUCGAUUUGACCUCAAUCGUCGGAACUUUUCACAGUGUGAUACAGCCAACCAAUCACGACGACUUGGUAGAUGUAUCUGUGCGGAAAGUUUUGAUUAUCGAGUUUGAACUGAAAACUCGCACUAAGCACUGAUGAUUGUGCAUGAGUUUUAAUCUAUUGAUUUUGCUAUCCUAAUUUUGAACACCCUGACUGCGAAUGAGAUAUUUUUUAAUAUUUUAUUUUAAAUUGACACACGGCGUAUAUCAAAUUGAUUUUGUUUUUCAGAUCAUUUUAAUAAUAUACACUUCUAAUAUACUUUGUCAUUCUCUUUUUUAGUUACACAUGCCUAGGCAAAGUUUCCAAUGAUCACAGAUAUUUUUGACUACCUAAAUUGGUAGUGAACUAGGAAACACCAGAUACUAGAAUCAUUAUUUAUUGUCAUAUUAAUCGAUCAGACUAAAAGUAUCUAAUUAGUGAAAGUCAUGGUUGAUUAUUCGUCGUGAUCACAAUAGUUGGUUUACUUCAAAAUUAAAUGCGUAUUUUGCAUAAUAUCAGCUAUAUCACAAACUUGAAUAGUGUGUGCUAUUGGUCUGACAUUUACAUAGUCUGCAUGAUAGCAUUUUGCAAGUAAACCCGUGGCGAGCCUCAGAAACAUUAUAAAUUAAUAUAUACUUAAUUUCCAAAGAAAAUAAUGUUAAGUCUUUGGUUAUGUUGAAAAUAAGUGCAAUGUUUUGACCCUACCAUGCCGGUGUAGAGUUUAUUCAGACUGUCAUGUAUGUGUAUAUCCUGUUUACAGCUGAAUAUUUUUGUGUGCACACGUUAUUGUAAAAUACAGCUUGUACAUCAUUGUAUCUAAUUAUAAUUUACAAUAAGGCGACAAUCCCAGUUUGUGUCUUUAAAUAUUUCUUCGAAGUGCCUAUUUCUCGUCCCAUCCUUUUUUGUGUAAGAUAAUGUAAAUGUAUUGCUUUUGAUUAACACAAGGCUGUAUAGAAAUAGUGUUGGUUGGAUUUUUCAUUAAAAUUGUGUUAAAAGAUUUGCGAUUAACUGCGAAAUAGCCACUGGUUAGCUCUAUACUAAGGAUUUGUUUCCUUUUGAAAUAGCGUUUAUACUUUCCAGUCCAGUGUUAUUUAUUGGAUAAUAUUGUUAUGUUACACUUGUCACCAUUAUUUUCGUUACGACAAUGUGCUACAAAUCAAAAUGACUAGUAAAUUGUUAUGCCAAGAUCUGUGACAGUUCAAUAUAUUUUUUUAUGUGUAGCGUUUAUAUUUACGGGUGGAAAAACUAAUGAUGCAAGUCACUUCCCGUAAUCGCAUCUCUGUUGGCACAGGAUUGUUAAAAAUCCACUAUAGAAUACUGUAUGUUUUAUGAACGUGAUGUAGGGAGGACGUCGACAGACUUAAUAAUUUUUUAUAUUUUGUAUUCUUUUACACUUGUAGAGUUUAAAGUUUAUAUUACGGUAACUUCUGUUAUAUUUCGCUUAUGGAUUAUUUCGCGAUAUCCCAGUAAUUUAUUGCCAAAUGUUAUUAACACUGAUUUGCGAUUAAGAUUUAAGUAUUUUUAGUUAUAGUUUUAGUGGGCCCGCUCUGGGCCACUCACAAUCGGUAAAUUAUUUUGUAAGAUCUGCUCCUCUAAGGUUAUGAAUGUUAUUUGUUACUAAUGUGUAGUAUAUAAAAUAUUGUAAAUACAAUAACAGUAAGACAUGUAGCAGGUGUUAUCACACAAAAUAUAAUUUUGUGAAAA